This is a messenger RNA of Peromyscus californicus insignis, 3785 nucleotides long. RefSeq names its product iroquois homeobox 6 (gene Irx6). Gene Ontology annotation, biological process: neuron differentiation; cell development; regulation of transcription by RNA polymerase II. NCBI's taxonomy places the organism in Eukaryota, Metazoa, Chordata, Mammalia, Rodentia, Cricetidae. Gene Ontology annotation, cellular component: nucleus. The record is from RefSeq and is a predicted model, not a curated record. The coding region runs from base 1151 to 2473 and encodes 440 amino acids. Gene Ontology annotation, molecular function: RNA polymerase II cis-regulatory region sequence-specific DNA binding; DNA-binding transcription factor activity, RNA polymerase II-specific. The transcript has 6 exons.
ACGGAUGCUGCACCUUGGUCUGGAGGGGGCGCUCGUCUGCCUAGCCCGGGGUCAGACCCCUGCAGAGACACGCCAGGGGUCAAGGGCCUGGCCAGGGCUGGAAUUAGCCAAAGGUUUUGGGAAACUAAAACCCAAGUCAGAUCCCCAAGGACAAAGAUGGGCUCCAUCAAAGCUGCCCGGAGCUGGUCCAACCCUACGAGCUCGGGGCCGGCGGGUCCAACAAACUUUGGUGUAGCAGAGAGGCGGAGAUGGUUGGAGGUUGGUCCCGCGAGCCGCUGCUCUCCUCCACCUGCUCCGGCUCUGCCUCCGCCCAGCCCUCACCCACCGCACUCCCCCACCCCUCGCCAUCAGACUCCUCAUCUCUCCUCUCCCUCCUUCUUCUCCCCCCUUGUCUGACUCCCCCACUUUCCUCCAGGCUCUUCUUUUGUAUUCUCUCUUCCCUCGCCGCCCCGCUUGCCUCUCGCCUCCUCGGGGCCGCAGGGGAGGAGGCGAGCACGCUGCGCCCUGGGCCCGCGCGCCGCGCAGGGAGGCGCAUCUCGCACUUCUCCCGGGGAAUUUGGAGAGUGUCUGUGUGUGUGCGCGCGCGCGUGAGCUGGAGGCGAAAGCUGGUAGGAUCUAGCGGCGAGCAGAGGGGUCAGGGUUUUUGACGUUCCUCGCCCGCUGCACAAACCUCGCGGAGCAAGAGUGUCUGAGUGUGCGCGCGCGUACACGGGCUGGCUGCCCCUGGCACGCUCGGUGGCCCGGGGCCCCGGGGCCCGCGGUCCCCUCUGGCGGCCCGGGAUUACCGUGACGUCACAUUGAGCCUCUGGCCACCUUGGACUGGGACACCUCUGGAGCCUCAUAGCUCUGCGCCGCGCCGCACCUCACCUCGCCAUCGCGCGCCUUUGAUACCCUGCACCUUCUUCCUAACUCUGCCGAUCCAUGGGCCCCUCUGCCUUCAGGACCCCACCGGCCGCAGGGGUGCCUUCCCAAGCUCAGGGCUCGGCAGCUGGGCUGCCUCCAUUCCCUCUUAGCGGGCCAAGGAACUGGCGCCGAACACCUGCAGCCCUGUAAGGAAACCAGAAGCCGCUCGGCUGGGGUCAUCGAACAGCUGAACUGAGCGAACGACUCAGAAGAAAAGAGGGAGAGCCGUCCCAGACGGCCAGCUGCUAUGGCCUUCCCGCCCUUUGGACACCCGUAUGGCGGCGCAUCCCAGUUUCUGGUGUCUGCAAGUUCCAGUGCCACUUGCUGUGAAACUGCCCCACGAUCAGUGUCAGAUGUGGCCUCCGCCUCCACCUCUGCCUCUGCUCUUUGCUGUACACCCUAUGACAGUCGGCUGCUGGGCAGUGCUCGGCCAGAGCUGGGUGCUGCCUUGGGCAUCUAUGGAGCACCCUAUGCAGCUGCCCAGAGCUACCCUGGGUACCUGCCCUAUGGCCCAGAGCCAUCCCCACUGUGUGGUGCACUGAGUCCUCAGUAUGAGUUUAAGGAUCCUGCAGGAAACUUUACCCCCAGCCUGACCCAGCCAGGGGCCUAUUACCCCUAUGAGCCAACUCUGGGGCAGUACCAGUAUGACAGGUAUGCUGGAGUGGAGUUGAGCAGUGCUGGCCGCAGGAAGAACGCCACCAGAGAGAGCACCAGUGCACUCAAGGCCUGGCUCCACGAGCACCGCAAGAACCCGUACCCCACCAAGGGCGAGAAGAUCAUGCUGGCCAUCAUCACCAAGAUGACCCUCACCCAGGUGUCCACCUGGUUCGCCAACGCGCGCCGGCGCCUCAAGAAGGAGAACAAGAUGACGUGGGCGCCCAAGAACAAAGGUGGGGAGGAGAGGAAAGGCGAAGGUGCCGGAGAAGACUCUCUGGGCUGCCUGGCCGAAGACACCAAAGACGCUACUGCCAGCCAGGAGGCCCAGGGGCUGCGACUGAGUGACCUAGAAGACCUGGAGGAAGAGGAGGACGAGGAGGAAGCAGAAGAAGAGGAGGCAGCGGUCUCAGCAUCCCGCAGGCUGGCGGAUUUUCCGAAGAGCGUGCGGUCCCUGCCUGCGCCCUGUGCCGCUCAAGAGAGCCGUUUGGAGAGCAGAGAGUGCGGCCUGGCGGUACCCCGCUUCUCCUUCACUGAGGCUCCGCGGUCAAGAGAAGCUGACUUCAUUACAACAGAGCCAAGUGGCCCCACAAUGAUCGUGCACUACCCAAGCGGCCAGAAACCCCGAAUCUGGUCCUUGGCUCACACUGCAGCAGCCAGCGCUGUCGAAAGUGCUCCCUCAACCCCUCCCAGGGCACAAAGUCCCGAGUGCCACAUGAUUCCCAGACAGCCCAUCUCCAUCAGGCGACUCCUGGUCCCCAGAGACUCCGAAGUCGAAGAGGAUUCUCUUGCUGCCAAAGCCUUUGGAAACUCCACGUUCGCCCUGCAGGGGCUGCCACUGAACUGUGCGCCUUGCCCUAGGCGGAGGGAGCCUGAAGUGCGGUUCCAGUACCCGUCUGGAGCAGAAGCAGGUUAGCGCAAUGGCUGUGGUUUGCAGAAUAAUUUUGGAAACGGCUGCUUCUGGAUUCACCGUCAUAUUAAGAAGCUUCCAGGCCUCGGCAGGGACCAGGAGUUCUCACUUUGCUCAAGACAAACACACAGAACCAUCCUAGCAGCUAUCCGUGCACGCAGGGGUGGGGCUGGCCAGGCAGACAUGCACCAUGUCAGACUUGAAGGGGAGAUGGGAGGCACCUUGAGGAAAGCCCAGUGGAUGACCAGCAUAUUUUGACCAAGUCUCUCUUCCUCCUCUGGAUGGGGGGCCUGAAGAACAUCUCCUCCUGCUCACCCACCCUUACCCAGCCUGCUCACUUUGUAACUUCCUUGUUGAUAUGGUCUCUAAAGACUAUCUGUGUCUCCUUCCCCUUUCCAGGCUAUAACUUCAAAAAUAACCUAGCUGAACCCAAGGUGUGCAGCCUGUCAAUGCCAGGGACUCUGGGAGAAGUCUGGUAGAGCAGGAAUGGGGCACCGAAUUGCCACAAAGGCUUCUGGGGACAGAGUUUGGGGCUGCAGACCUGAGUUCUGUAGCAGAGAGAGAAACCGAGGAAGCCACACACACCAUGCCCAGGACAGGGUGACCCCCAAACUGCACAAGCUAGUAGCUGAAUAGCAGAGUGACACCAGAAUAUUUGUUGAGGAGCAAGGUUUGUUCCCUGGUGGUACUGGGAUUAUAAACGUAUUAUGUCGAUCCAUGAAGGGAAACUUGAGAGCCCCCUCCACCCACUGCUUGCUUCCACAGAGCCCAACAAUGAAGUAGGGCAGUUUUGAGGUGUUGGUAGAGACCACAGAGGGCAUUUUUUCUGUUUAAUCUUAAGUGUCAGCAAACCCUUCCAGUACAGGCCAACCAGUGAGAGCUGAAGGUCCAGGCAGGGACUUUGUGUCCUUGUCCCUUUGGGAGUCUGUCUGGAGUUGGGUGAGAGGUUUGAAGAUGCCCACAGAACGCAGGCUGGAUGAGGUUGCCUGAGGCCAGUUCCCAGCUCCAGGGGACUGGACUUCAGUCAAUGAGUAAACUCACAGCUUCCUACAUUGGCAGUGAACCCGGCAAAGCCUAGGAGGGAGCCCUGGGAAGCCAUAGGAACUAGGAAGGAGAGUUGGUGUGCAUCUGAGCACCUCAUCCUACAUUCAGUCUCCUCCUGGGCUGGACCGCCCAGCGGUGAGACCCGCCCCUGUUGGUGGACGCCCUCCAGAUCAGCGUGGGGGACGGAAGGAUGAGGGAGGCAGAAGCAUCCGAUUUUUAAAGCCUUGGAAGGUGCGGAGAGAAAAGAGAUUUGGACAUUAGGGGAACUAUAGAA